UGGAAAGGAAGUGUGUAUAAGGCCAUAUGGUUUGAAUUUGUGAUUUUUUCGAUUGCUUACUCGAUUAUCUCAGUAAUAUAUCGUCUUUUACUUACCGAUUCGAAUAAAAGAAAUUUCGAGUACUUUUGCUUACGUUGUGAAAAGCUUACAGUUUUAUUUCCUGUUGGAUUUGUGCUUGGGUUUUACGUCAAUACAAUAGUAAGCCGAUGGUGGGACCAGUUCUGCACCGUUCCAUGGCCUGACACUCUCACCCUACUCAUAAAUUCUUAUGCUCACGGAACGUCCGAGCGAGCAAAGAUGCAGAGGCGGACUUUUAUUCGCUACAUAAAUCUAGCUUUUUGUUUAACAACACGCGAUAUAUCUUCGAGAGCACGGCUGAGAUUUCCGACUAUGGAUCAUCUCGUUUCGGCAGGUCUUAUAACUCCCGAAGAAUUACGUCGCUAUGAACAAAGUGCCUCUGAAAAUACUGGACCUAUGAAUUUUUUGCCUUUAUGCUGGGCUCAAGAACUUGUCACGGAAAUGUAUGAGGAGAAAAGUAUCUCGUUUGACCGUGCAGUCGAGCUCUUAACGGCCGAAAUUGGUCUUUUUCGCGACAGUUUAUUUAAGCUCUGCAUAUAUGACUGGAUCAAUGUGCCUUUGGUUUAUACACAGGUCGCAACAAUAAUUGUCUAUGCCUACUUCGCAGUGGCUAUCUUCGCGUGGCAAUACCUUGACCCAACUCAGAAGUACAAAAACGUCAGUAUGGAUCUGUAUGUUCCAAUUUUCGGUCUGCUUCGUUUCCUUUUUUACAUGGGAUGGCUCAAGGUCGCGGAAACACUUAUUAGUCCAUUUGGCGAAGAUGAAGAUGAUUUUGAAAUUGAAGAAUACAUUGAACGCAACGUGCAGUUUACGAAUUUCUGGGAUCGAGCUUACCACGGUGACAUUCCACCUAUCGUGAAGGACGCCUACUGGGAUGCUGAGGAUAUUAACCUCCCAGCUCAGGUAGCCGGUUUCAAAGCACCAUCCGGGUGUAAUAGUUCUGCCUCUGAAUCAGAGGAUCAAUUUCGUCGACCCACAUUUACUUUCAACCCUGCCGACUAG
This is a messenger RNA of Mesocestoides corti, 1080 nucleotides long. NCBI's taxonomy places the organism in Eukaryota, Metazoa, Platyhelminthes, Cestoda, Cyclophyllidea, Mesocestoididae. The record is from the annotation of a GenBank genome assembly.